Aphanomyces astaci is the source of this 2160-nucleotide messenger RNA. RefSeq lists its product as hypothetical. Gene Ontology annotation, molecular function: RNA binding; ubiquitin protein ligase activity. Gene Ontology annotation, biological process: protein ubiquitination; ubiquitin-dependent protein catabolic process. The record is from RefSeq and is a predicted model, not a curated record. The coding region runs from base 64 to 2160 and encodes 698 amino acids. Lineage: Eukaryota; Oomycota; Saprolegniomycetes; Saprolegniales; Verrucalvaceae. The transcript has 8 exons.
GUGAAUUUCACAGUACAAAACCAGCUACCAAGCUGGCGGCGGCUUAACAACGCGAUCUUGGGAAUGGACAUGUCGGAAGAAGGCGCAGAUGGAGUCGACUUUGACUACCUCGUGGAACUAAUCCGCAGUGCCGUGGGUCCUUACGUCGUGGACGAGAACGGGGACCCUGUGACGCCGCUGCAGCUGCUGCCUCGACCUCGUACAGCGCUGGGAGCUCACUUCAAUCUUGGAUUUGAGUUCGAAGAAGGUAUUGAUGACAGUGGCGAUUCAUGCGAAGAAGGUGAGGUCGCCUACCGACCCGACGAAGGGAUGGAAGGGCAGGUCCAUACAUGGAUGCCUUCAGGCUAUACAGACAUAGCGCAUUCUCGGAGCCAGGUACAGGACGACGUGGUCACUAGUGACGUGAUUCCGUCGACUGCGACCCUCGCGCAAGCGCCGUUCUUUCUGCGACCGCUGUCCCCUGACUGCUUGUCUCCACAAUCCCGCAUCGAACGCGUUCUUGGUCCAGGCGCUUCCCUGGAACCACGUCCUCCUGCGCGUCGGCGGCAUCCGUUCGACUCGAACAAUCAAGCUUCACCACCACCGCGACGCACUCGCGUCGGCCACGUGCCACCCGCGUCCUUUAACGUGCACGCCACCAUCUUCUCGGACGAAUCUGACGACGAAGAUGCGCAGGACGACGACAUGCACAACUCGACGCUGUCGUCGGUCUCGUCCGAUCUAGACACCAACGACGAUACCCAUCACAUGAUGCAUGCUUCCAACGGCGUCCGCAGCUUGCCGCAUCUUGUGUUUCCUCAUUUGGUAGCGCUCGGCUUUGACGCAGCCACGACCCUCUCGGCCCUGCAAGCUCAUGUCCACGACCUUCAAACCCUGCAAACGAAUGGCCACGACGACAGUGUAGACGACGACGACGACGACGACGACGGGAACGAGAAGGACGUGCUGGCGUUUGUGGCGCUGGUGCAAAGCGUCGUGGACGGCCACGUUGGGCGUGGGAAUGCCGACAACCAGACGCCGCCGCCGCCUCGUCCGGACGUCGCCUCCAUGCUGCGUAAACUCAUUCUGCAGCCGAUUCCGCCCGACACGACCUUUCCUUGGCCAGUGUUUGACAUGGCGCAGUAUGAGUUUGGAACGUCCCGACCGGGUACGAGCUUUGGGUGUGUGGUUGUGGUCGUCAACUUGCCGCGGGUAGCCGCCGCCGGCCGUGCGUUCGACGCUGUCCGUCAGCUGCUGCUCGUGCACUUGUUUAGCAUGGUGUCGAACCCGCUGCAAGUGAUUUUACCCCUAGGCCCCCCAAAUGCCACGACAAUGAAAGGCCAUGGAUUUGUGGAGUUUCAGAACCGCCAGCAAGCGACCGUGGCGGCGCGAACGCUGGACGGACUCCAGUGGUGCCACGAUGCCCCGCCGAUCCGAUCGAUGCUGUUUCGGGAGUACCAUGGCAGCAAUGCUACUACUAGUACUAGUACUACUACUAGUACUACUACCUGCCAUGCCAAGGAAGCAGUGGACGACCUGACUUUGCAUGCGAUGGACCUGAUGAGCGAAGACGAGGACGGCCGUAGUGGGGACAACAACCUGAGUCUGCGCAAUGACCAGCUCGAGUACUUGAUCCAUUACGUUGAGCAAGAUCGCGACGCGAUUCUGAUGGAAAACGAAGAGCUCAAAGACAAGCUCGAGGCGUACCGACAGCGCGAACAUGAGCAGGAGGAGGCGCUGCACAGCCUCUCGGGCCUACGCAAGCGCAUCCAAGUCAACGAGCACAAGUACAGAGAUCACUUGAAGCACAUGCGACAGAGUGAGCGCGCCAUCGAGUGUCUCAAGCGGCGCAUGAGCGAGCUCACGGGAAACACGCAGGCACUGCAUGCGCUCAGUGUGUCGGAACUGCGCGACUUGGAAGACACGCUCGACACUGCCUUGUACAAGGCGCGGGCGGUCAAGGAGCAAAAGAUUGUCGAGCAGCGCCAAGCGCUGGACAGACAGGUGGAGGUGCAGCAAGAGCUCAAGCUGUGUGUGAUUUGCAUGUCGGCAGAGAAGACCAUCCUGUGCCUGCCGUGCCGCCACGUGUGCAUGUGUCAGCCAUGCUCGGAGCAUUCCGAAGUCACGCGGUGUCCCAUCUGUCGGCUCGACAUUGCCGAGAAGAUGGCCAUCUUUGCAUAA